Messenger RNA from Populus nigra (black poplar), 903 nucleotides. RefSeq lists its product as uncharacterized. The record is from RefSeq and is a predicted model, not a curated record. NCBI's taxonomy places the organism in Eukaryota, Viridiplantae, Streptophyta, Magnoliopsida, Malpighiales, Salicaceae. The transcript has 4 exons. The coding region runs from base 1 to 903 and encodes 300 amino acids. Gene Ontology annotation, molecular function: nucleic acid binding; zinc ion binding.
AUGUUUUCCAAUUCAGAUGAUUGGGAAUAUGCCUUAUUUGGAAGUCCUUGGAUGGUGGCGGACCAUUAUCUUACAGUGAGACAAUGGCAUCCAAAUUUCAAUCCCAAUGAAGCCACAAUAGAUAAAGUUGCAUUGUGGAUGAGACUCCCAGAUUUGGCAAUGGAGUCUUGUGAUAACAAGAUUUUGUGGAGAAUUGGUGAUAAAAUUGGCAAGACUCUGAAAGUGGACGGGACAACAUCAAUUGGUUCUCGUGGGAAUUAUGCUAGAAUCAGUAUGGAAGUGGAUCUAACAAAGCCUCUUCUGGCAAAGUUCCAGCUGAGACGAAGGGUUCGCAAAAUAGUCUACGAGGGCCUGCACCUUAUAUGUUUCCAUUGUGGCCAAUAUGGUCAUAGAAAGGAGGCAUGUCCUCAUAUACAACAUGCUGCCAACCUGAAGAGAUCGGAAGUGGUUGAAUCCUACGGGGACUGGAUUGUGGCGAAAAAGCCGGGGAGGAGAUUGGGCAUGAAAUCUGAAAACACGGCUUCUCCUAAAUUUUCAGAUUCAAAGCAAAGAUCUCAGGAGGUCAUGGCCUCUAAUGAGGCAGGAAAUAAAGGUAAAGCUACUGCUAAUAAUUCUACGAAGGCAAGGAAUAUAUUUGAUAUAAGAAGCCCAAUCAGUAAACAGGAUGGUAGGGGGGAUCCAGCCCAUGGGCCUGAUGCCCCUAGUACAAACAAAGAGGCGGUAUUUGGGAAUAUCUUUCAGCGUAAAAGGAAGGUGCUAGAUCGGCUUGGUGGUGUUCAACGUACUAUGACAAAUGGAGGAAAUCCAUUUCUGCACCGGUUGGAGAGAAAGUUGACAGAGGAUUAUAACCAGACUGUGUCACAAUCAAAAAUCAAGAUGUCAGUGGAUUUCCUACGGGGAUAA